This is a messenger RNA of Heterocephalus glaber (naked mole-rat), 3550 nucleotides long. The record is from RefSeq and is a predicted model, not a curated record. NCBI's taxonomy places the organism in Eukaryota, Metazoa, Chordata, Mammalia, Rodentia, Bathyergidae.
CGGAGCCGCGCGCUCCCGCCUCGAGGGCGGGCGCUGGGCGGCCUAGCAGAAGGGCGGGGCGCAGCCGACGUGGAUUUAAAGCGGCGGAUCUGGCUGGGCCGCCGGGCGGGAACCGAGAGCGGACGCGACUACGCGGGCGCGGCGGGAUAUGCAGUACCCAUUCUAAGCUCCAGAGAGUCAACUUUUACGGAGCCCAGCAGCACCAUGAAGUCCAAUCCUGCCAUCCAAGCUGCCAUUGACCUCACAGCGGGGGCUGCAGGUACACUAACCGGGAAGCACGGCGACACAAUGAACGCGAAAAAGCACACCUUCCACAACCCAAACCAGCGCCGCACAAAAAACCGCCUGAAGAACCACCCCCAGGUGGCAGUCCGAGAAGCAGAAAAGAGCACGAGAACAGCGCUAAUGGCCAACACAGCACACAAAGAAACACAAGUCACAAAAUAUCGACACUGCAAACAGCCAGGGCGCACACUACCACAACGAGACACGCAGACAAAACCGAAAAGACCACACACAGAGAGCAGAAUGACUAGUCAAAAAUACCCACAGAAGUUCUUCUCUGUUUGUGCUUUCAGUGAUGUGCAGAAUGCAGCUGCAGGAUCCGUCGCCUCUGCUUUUGCGGCUCUGGUGCUGUGCCCCACAGAGCUUGUGAAGUGCCGGCUGCAGACCAUGUUUGAAAUGGAGACAUCAGGAAAGACAGACAGAAGCCAGAAUACAGUUUGGUCUGUCGUGAAAAGUGUCCUUAGGAAGGAUGGCCCCUUGGGCUUCUACCAUGGACUCUCAAGCACUUUACUUCGGGAAGUACCAGGCUAUUUCUUGUUCUUUGGGGGCUAUGAACUAAGCCGAUCAUUUUUUGCAUCAGGGAGAUCAAAAGAUGAACUAGGCCCUGUCCCUUUGAUGUUAAGUGGUGGAGUUGGUGGAAUUUGCUUGUGGCUUGCUGUAUACCCAGUGGAUUGUAUAAAAUCCAGAAUUCAAGUUCUUUCCAUGUCUGGAAAACAGGCAGGAUUUAUCGGAACCUUUCUAAGUGUUGUGAGAAAUGAAGGAAUAACAGCUUUAUAUUCUGGACUGAAACCUACAAUGAUUCGCGCCUUCCCUGCCAAUGGCUCACUAUUUUUGGCCUACGAGUACAGUAGGAAGUUGAUGAUGAGCCAGAUGGAAGCAUUCUGAAGUGCCUGGUGGGCCUGCCUCCAAAGCACAGGCAUUUGAGGACUACUGAUCAUCUCAGGGUUUCAUGGAGUACAAGAACAACGUGGAAUUAUUUUGAUUUAUUGGAAAUUUUCUCUUUAUCUUCCCUUCUACCCUAAACCUUAAACUUGAUGGAAGCACCUCUAUUUUACAUCACACAAUUCCUGCCCAUAAUUGAAAGAGAAAAGUUGUUGCUCUAGCCCUUGAUAAAAUACACCAGAUGGCUUGUGGUCCUAUGCACCUAACUUGAAAGGCUUCAUGUAGUUCUGUCAGACCAUUGUUUAUGCAUAAAACUGUGUGUAUACAUGCAGUUUGGAUGUUUAUGUAUUGAGGGAAACACAGUUUGGUUCCAUGGUUAACCUCAAAUACUACCAGAAAACCCAGAGGUGACUGUGUGUGUAUGUGAAAAUGGUUAUAAAUGAUUGCUUAACCCAUUGUAGAUGUACUUAAAGUCUACUGUACUUAUGUACUAAGAGGUUAAAGGUUUUUAAGUGGUACUUGAAAACUAAAAUAUUCACAUAGAUUUCUAAGAAAAUAGGCUUGCAUACUGGUGUGGCUUCUGUAUUCUUGAAAAAGUUUCAGAGUUUCAUUGUGGAUUUUUUCCAUGAUCCUUUACUGUUAAAAUAGUGCCAUUCAUUUUCUAGGUGGGCUUGUAUUCUGUGUUCUGAGUGUACUGCUAGUUGUGACCCAGACCAUCAGGCCUUUGGGGAGCAGUAUAACUCUUACCAGCUUCCUUCCUCCCCUUCUCCCAAAGAGCUUCCCCUGAGCUUGGCUGUAGAUAGAGGGUGGGCCGAGGGGAUGCGCUGUGCUGCUGUGCUGUGAUGAAGAUCCAUGUGGCUCACAGCAGCUCUUACCUAAUUCUGUCUCUUGGUCCUGACCUGGGUAGACUUGCAGUCCAUCCACUUUGGAAUAUUCAUUGUCUCACCUGUCCUACUUUACUUCUACCAAUUGGAAGCUCUUCCAGAGGGGAGAGAGUACCAAACCCAAGAGAAGCCUUUGCUCCCUGUUCGAUGAUCUAAUGAUAGUCAUGGGUGCAGCCCUCUUCUGUCAAACAGAGCAGAAACAGUGCUUAGAGUUCACAGUAAGUGAGCCUCACCUGUCCUGAAGUUUACCUUGGGAUCCAUAACUCCCUGCCAUGCAUCUUGGUGCCUUCUGUACUUUGGGCUGGCAGGCAGUCCUGAAUUUUAAUAACUUUAGAUGGGCUGUGCCUUUAUAAAGCACACUUAAUAACUAUAGCACACUAUAAUAACUUUAGAUGGGGAGCAUAAGAAAAGCAAUUUUAUUAAACUAGGCAGUGUGUAUUCCUAACCAAGAAAAGCAAAUCCCACUGGAGAUCUGAUCCACAUGGAUUUGGGAUGGACAACUGUUCUUUGGCUAUGGAGUUACGGUCAGGAAUCAGUCUUGUCACACUAAAGUGCCCUUCUCGUUCUGUGCUGCUCUAAGACCAGCAGGGUGCUCUCAAUAAAUAUUCUUAAGAGGUCUGAAAAGCCAGAAGUAAGCAGGCUGAGGAUGUUAAUGAAUCCUUACCUUGUAUGUCUGUUCCUGUGGGCAGAAUGGCAACUCUGGGUAAAACCUUAUUUCCUUAAGCUUCCUGCUAUUUGCCAUGCCUCUGGCAACUCUUAGCCAUUGUGCCAGGAUCUGGAGGGUGGAAGCAAGGUGCAUGCUGCCAAAUGUGGAGGGCUGAGAGCUAUGGAUUUGGGGCAGUGCUGCUUGUCGUGCUAUAGCUGGUCCUCUGUUUACCCCCACCUCUUUUUUUAUGAUACUGCAGAUGAAACCUAGGGCCUUCACACUGAGCUACAUCCCCGGCUCUAUCUUCUAAUUUUGAGACAGGGUCUCAUUAAAUCACUAAGUUGCCCAGGCUAGGUUCAAGCUUGCAGUUUUCCUGCCUCAGCCUUCCAGAACCUCCAUUUUUUCUUUACAAGAAAACCAUUUUUUAUACUUUAUUUUUCUCUAUAUAUUUAAAUGGUCAGUAGCUACUAAGUGGUGCUUCAACUGAACAAGCCUGGAUUGAAGUAAAAUAGAGAAAAUGGGACUGGCUGCUAGCAAGAAGGGAGCUGCUUAGGAGUCCAUGGUCCUCCUUCAUGGCACUCAGGGGCUGGUCCCAGGCAGUGCAGUUGGCAGAUCUUUUCACAGAUUGUCCAUUAAAGAUUUAACUAAAUAUCUUCAAUAGCAAUAGUCUGAAGCAAGUGAAGUGAGGAAUCAAAAGACGAAUUUUUUUCAUUCUGUCUGUUUAAUUUGUGGUUCAAUAUUUGGAUACAGUUUGUAACAUUUCAGAUCUGUACUCCAGAGAAAAAUAUAACUUGAAAUUAUGUUUAAAGAAAUUUGAGUCUUAUAUUAUCAUUAAAUUAUUUACCUAAUGUGA